AUGUUAAAUCGAAAAAGCAAAGAACCUUCUGAAAAGGGUAAAGAACAUGUGGUUACUUCUCCCACUACUACCGCUUCUGUGGCUGCUGAUGUGGCCGGUUGUUCCAAUGACCCCGCAAAGGCUCCCUCAAUUCUGUCAAACCACAACAACAAUGUCACUACAUCAAAAAAUGACCCAAACCAGCAUUCUCAAAAUUCUUCUCCUGUACCAAUGGAUAAAUCCUCCUCACCUUUGCCUCUGUCAAAAACAACUGUCACCAACCCUUUUGAAGUCCUAGCUAAUCCAGCUUCUCAUACUAUCCCACAUCCUCCACCUUCCUCCACAAUUUCAGCUAACCCUCAACCUACCCCCUCCCCUAACCCUUCUACUGUGUCCACAUCCCUAUUGGAACCUUCAAACAUUACUCAUUCUCUUCCCGUGGUGUCUCCUCCCUCCAUGGGAGAGACUCCUCACCGCUCCUAA
This is a messenger RNA of Camelina sativa (false flax), 462 nucleotides long. Lineage: Eukaryota; Viridiplantae; Streptophyta; Magnoliopsida; Brassicales; Brassicaceae. The record is from RefSeq and is a predicted model, not a curated record.